Myzus persicae (green peach aphid) is the source of this 930-nucleotide messenger RNA. Its product is annotated as nucleosome assembly protein 1-like 1. Gene Ontology annotation, biological process: nucleosome assembly. The transcript has a single exon. Gene Ontology annotation, cellular component: chromatin; nucleus. Bases 4 to 930 code for a protein of 308 amino acids. Gene Ontology annotation, molecular function: chromatin binding; histone binding. The record is from RefSeq and is a predicted model, not a curated record. Lineage: Eukaryota; Metazoa; Arthropoda; Insecta; Hemiptera; Aphididae.
AAUAUGUCACCAGAAGUAAAAAAGCGAGUGCGAGCUUUAAAAAAUCUGAUUUUAGCUCAGAGUGAAAUUAAAUCAAGAUUCAAAGCUGAAGUUCAUCUUCUUAAAUUGAAAUAUCAAAAAGUGUACGAGCCAUAUAUUAACAAGCAAGUGGAUAUAAUUCAAGGAAAGUACGAGCCUACCAAAGGUGAAUACAGUAGUUCAUCUUCAGAGGAAGAAGAUGUGCCAGUUCCCCGAUAUGACGAACAAGGGGAAAUAAGACCUGAAUCGAGUAAACAAGAACCAAAAGGAAUACCGGACUUUUGGCUUGUGUACAUGGAGACUUCGUAUAAAUUUAGAAGUGUCAUACUACCGCAUGAUGAGCAAAUCUUCAGACAUUUGUCAGAUAUCAGAUGUAAUUGGUCAGAAGAAUAUAUGGGAUUUACUAUGGAAUUCCAUUUCACACCCAACGAAUGGUUCACUAAUAAUGUAUUGACCUUGAAGUUUGAAGAGAACCCUCCAGACGACGUGGUUGAGAUUGUUUUAUCAUAUGGUAUAGAAGACGCCAUUGAGUACAGACUUACAGGCUGUGAAAUUCAUUGGAAUGCGGGGAAAAAUGUGACACAGAAAAUCAUGGAUGUAAAGUUUGAAGGCACUGAAGUGCCUAUAAACAAAUCUGUUGAAUAUCCAUCAUUCUUCAAUUUAUUUAAUGAUCAUUUUAAUUUGACAAAUCCCGAUGGAGAGUACUUUCAACAUUUUUUCAAGCAAUAUAAAAAACAGUGCAAUUGGAUAGUUCUUGAAGCUUUUAUGAGUUAUUGUUCUUAUUUAUUUCAAGCGGUCACAUUUGCUAUAUCGGAAAUGUCCGAUUUUUCUGAAGAUUCCAAAACGAACGAGUUGCACAUUGGGACGAUUGGAGAAGAUGAUAAAUGUAUGUCUAAUUCACCGAUGAAAUAA